This is a messenger RNA of Penicillium daleae, 1623 nucleotides long. RefSeq lists its product as uncharacterized. Gene Ontology annotation, cellular component: membrane. Gene Ontology annotation, molecular function: carbohydrate:proton symporter activity. The transcript is spliced from 8 exons. Lineage: Eukaryota; Fungi; Ascomycota; Eurotiomycetes; Eurotiales; Aspergillaceae. The coding region runs from base 1 to 1623 and encodes 540 amino acids. Gene Ontology annotation, biological process: transmembrane transport; carbohydrate transport. The record is from RefSeq and is a predicted model, not a curated record.
AUGCCAAGCGGGAUGAUGGUUGGAUAUACGACGCUAUGGAAGCGGCUUUCGCCACGUCAAUUGAACGUGGCCAUCCAGGCCUUCUCUCUCAUCUCGAUCUUCUUCGAGGGCUAUGACCAGGGUGUCAUGGGCGGCGUGAACGCCGCGCCAACAUACGUGACUGAGGUUGGCAUCGGGACUGCAGAUGGGACAGUCACCAACACCACGCACCAGGGCGGCAUUGUUAGCGUAUAUUAUUUGGGCGCCAUCUUUGGAUGCUUCGGCGGCGGUUGGCUUGCUGACAGGAUCGGACGCAUCAAUGGCCUGCUCGCUGGCUCUUUAUUUGCGCUUGUUGGCGGCGCACUGCAGGCUGCUGCCCAGAACUCGAACUUUAUGAUCUGCGCCAGAGUUGUGACGGGGAUUGGCACUGGUGCUUUAACUGGAAUCACCCCUGUUCUCGUUUCUGAAACAAGCUCGGCAAACCAUCGGGGUGGUUUUCUCGGCUACGUCUUUAUUGCUAACUAUCUAGGAAUCUCGGUUGCCUACUGGAUCUCGUUUGGGCUCGCAUUUGUCAAUAAUGGGUAUUCAGACGUUCGAUGGCGAUUCCUACUCGCGUUCCAAUGCUUCCCUGCUCUGUUUCUUGUGCUGUUUAUCAAAAUGCUGCCGGAUAGCCCCCGCUAUUUGGCUUCCGUUGGACGGAAGGAAGAAGCUCGUGAUCUCUUGAUUCGGAUUCGCCAGGGCAGUGCGACUUCGGACGAGAUCGAUCGGGAGUAUCUUGAAAUUAUCACCACUGCACGAGAGAGUAAACCUAGCUCACCUGUUCAAUUUGCGAAGAUCCUAUUUGGACAAGGAGGACGACCCGGCACGAAUCUAGCUCGUCGAGCAUGGCUAUGUGUCUGGCUGCAGAUUAUGGCCUCGUGGACUGGUAUUACGGCGGUUACGGCAUACUCCCCGGUCCUCCUGAAGCAGGCUGGAUAUAGCGAUAUCAAGCAGAACGGUCUUGCGGGCGGGAUCAACACAAUUGGCAUCAUCGGAACGAUCAUCAGUGCGCAAAUCGUCGAUCUUCUGGGACGCCGAGUAUGCUUAAUGGGCGGUGCCGGCGUCUUGUCUACUGUCAACCUCAUUGCUGGGGCCGUAUAUGAAGGAUCACUUCACCACCCCGAAAAUGCAGCCCGAUACGCGCCAGGUGCGGUCACAAUGCUGUUCUUAUUUAACAUCGGGUAUGCGGCUACCUGGGGUACUGUCGCGUUUCUGUUCCCAACGGAGAUCUUCCCUAGCGACUUGAGAGCCCAAGGAAAUGGUUUCGGCAUCACUGGCUGGGCUCUUGGUGUCGGAAUGACAACGCUUGUCAACCCGAUCAUGUUUGAUAGCCUGAAAAGUCGCACCUACUUCUUAUUUGCGGGCCUCAACCUACUUUGGAUUCCGAUUGUUUUCCUCUUCUACCCCGAAACCCGCAACCGCUCCUUGGAAUCCAUUGAGGCGCUCUUCUCGACGGCGAGUCCAUUCUACUGGAAGAUGGAACAGGCUUACAAACUCCAUGGGGAUGUUCUCGCCGAGCACGGAGUGUCUGAGGACUCCUCUGACGCCGGUCGGAGCGAAUUAAUCUCUGCUGAAAAGCAGGAGCCGGAACACACUCACGUUUGA